Rhagoletis pomonella (apple maggot) is the source of this 760-nucleotide messenger RNA. Its product is annotated as chromosome transmission fidelity protein 8 homolog. Gene Ontology annotation, cellular component: Ctf18 RFC-like complex. Gene Ontology annotation, biological process: mitotic sister chromatid cohesion. Lineage: Eukaryota; Metazoa; Arthropoda; Insecta; Diptera; Tephritidae. The transcript is spliced from 3 exons. The record is from RefSeq and is a predicted model, not a curated record. The coding region runs from base 224 to 673 and encodes 149 amino acids.
AUAUCCAAAUCCCGGAACUAAUCCCGGCUCGCGCCAUGACAUCCCGAAAAUCCCGGGGUUGUAAAAAGCGAAAAAAUUAACAUCCCUAGAAACUAUGGAAUGGAGAAAAACGCGUUGUCAAAAUCAGCUGAUUCUCAAGGAAGCGCGAAUUUAAGUGAUGUGAAUCGUGAUGCAUUGUACAUUACUAAUAUUUGUAUACAUAUAAGUAUUUUCUAGUAGAAAAAUGCCUAUUGUAAUAAAAACACCCUCACCAACUGGCCUCGAAGAAUAUGCAAUCGUAGAGCUUCAGGGUGAUCUCGAAAUACGAUCCGGCGAGAAUAUACACGAUCUCUUCAUAGGCGAUUUAUAUUACAAUAAAUACGGCCAGCCAAUACUUAUAAUUGGUCAUCAUAUACUACAAGGACGUGAGCAAAAGUUAGAAAAACCAUUUGCAGUUCUCGAGAAAACAAAAAGCAAUGAAGGACGGAUGUUAUUAGGCGAAACGAGUAUAACAUGUGAUCCCGACGCUACUUUAAAUAGGACGGUCGAUCGCACUGUUCUAGAUAACACAGUUGCUUUGGAAAAUAAAUCGCGCCAAAGCACUGAGUACAGAGUACGCGCUCUAUGCACCAAGAAGCUCACCUUCAAAUCACGACCAAAGCCAAUCAUUGCGAAUAUUGCAGCCACAGUAUAAGGUUAAGAACUGAACUAAAUUGUUGGACAUGUACAUAUUUAAUGACAUUUCAAAACAUGAUUUUAAACAUAAAGAAAUAUGUACAUA